This is a messenger RNA of Tetrahymena thermophila SB210, 417 nucleotides long. Its product is annotated as histone H2A. Bases 1 to 417 code for a protein of 138 amino acids. NCBI's taxonomy places the organism in Eukaryota, Ciliophora, Oligohymenophorea, Hymenostomatida, Tetrahymenidae. Gene Ontology annotation, cellular component: nucleosome. The record is from RefSeq and is a predicted model, not a curated record. Gene Ontology annotation, molecular function: DNA binding; structural constituent of chromatin; protein heterodimerization activity. The transcript has a single exon.
AUGUCAACAACUGGUAAGGGAGGAAAAGCUAAAGGUAAAACCGCUUCAUCCAAGCAAGUCUCUAGAUCCGCUAGAGCUGGUUUACAAUUCCCCGUCGGUAGAAUUUCCAGAUUCUUGAAGCACGGUAGAUACUCUGAAAGAGUUGGUACUGGUGCUCCCGUCUACUUGGCUGCCGUCUUAGAAUACUUGGCUGCUGAAGUUCUUGAAUUGGCUGGUAACGCUGCUAAGGACAACAAGAAGACCAGAAUCGUCCCCAGACACAUUUUAUUGGCCAUCAGAAACGAUGAAGAAUUAAAUAAACUCAUGGCUAACACUACUAUUGCUGAUGGUGGUGUCUUACCCAACAUUAACCCCAUGCUCUUGCCCUCUAAGUCCAAGAAGACUGAAUCUAGAGGUCAAGCUUCUCAAGACCUUUGA